AUGAGCGCCAACUUUGCACCCUACCAACCCCCACCCGACGUUCCUUCCGAAGACCCUCCAUCCGAAUCCUCAAAAUCACUCCUCGGCGGCCGGUCCAAGGGGAAGCAGAAGCGGCCCUGGUUCAAUCGCGAUCCCUCCUCGUUCGGAGCAGGCAAUACCUACCAAUCCGGCGGGUCUUUAUCGGACCCAACGAGUGUGGCUCAGGCAUACUCCAAUGAUCCGGAAGUAGCGGGUCUGACGGGUGGAUUUGGGGCUGCAAGUGGGAGUGGGAGCGGGAAUGGGAGUGGGGACGCCGAGCGGGCGAAUGCGUGGGAGACGAGGUUUGGGUGGAGGGUGGAUUUCAUGGCGCCGUUGGCGUACUUGGGGGGACCUAUCACGGCGCUGAUACUGCUCAUCCUCGAAACCCAGAACGACUAUGUCCGGUUUCAUGCCUAUCAAUCCGCCCUCCUCACUACACCUAUCCUGACCAUUCUCCUCCUCUUCAACCUCGUCAUCCCCUUCCCCUCAUUCCUACGCCUCCUGCUCCUCCUCGGAAGCAUAGGCGCCGCAGGAUAUACCGCCUUCCGAGCAUGGAGCGAUGCGUCCCAAGGCGGCCUGAGCCGAUUCUACCUCCCAUAUAUCGGCGAGAUCGCGGAACGGUGGGUCGGGGAGGAAUGA
This is a messenger RNA of Dioszegia hungarica, 657 nucleotides long. RefSeq lists its product as uncharacterized. The record is from RefSeq and is a predicted model, not a curated record. Bases 1 to 657 code for a protein of 218 amino acids. The transcript is spliced from 5 exons. NCBI's taxonomy places the organism in Eukaryota, Fungi, Basidiomycota, Tremellomycetes, Tremellales, Bulleribasidiaceae.